AUGGUUCGCCACGGAAGAUUGUCGAAAGGCUGCCAGUGUGACCAGGCACGACCCCAUUGCAAUCAGCGCCUCAAGUCUGGCUGGAAGUGUCCACAGUACGAUGAUUCAGUAGAGCGCAUUACUUUACUCUGUCACCCACACGCCCCCAAGAUUCCAAGCCAGGUCAUACAAACUAUAGAAUGUCAUGCAAUCGACUUCUUCAUGUCAACCCAUGCCUUCCAAGAACACGGUCUCAUCCGAGGUCACUACGAGUAUCUUUCUGCUUUCAAAGACGAUGUCAUGGCCAAUAAGAGAGUCCUCACAAGCUUAAAAGCCGUCGCGCUCGCUGCAUACGCCUCCAGACGGUAUUACGUUUCGUCUCUUCGAUAUAUCAAUUCCGCCUUGUCAUCCCGUCGAGAAGCAGCAGAGGAUGGCACAUUAAUCUCAAUAUUAUUCCUUAAUACCUUCGAGGCUCUCACUUGUGAAAUCAGAGACUCGCUAUAUCACAGGGAAGCUCAUCUUCGGGGCAUAUCGACCAUUGUCGAGCUUCGAGGAGCUAGCUUGUUUCGGUCUCGUCGCGGACUUCAAUUAUUUCGACGGGUGUUUCUAUGUCUCUCGGUGAGCUGUCUAAUGCAUUUGGUUCGGAUGCCCACGGGGUUAGUCAAGCUGCACCGUUCCGCCGCUGCUUAUAUGGAUGCAGACGAUCCGGCAUGGAAAUUGUCCGAUAUCAUGGUUAAAUUAGCUUCUUUUCGCACAGACGUAAAAAGCCAUGCAAUGAGUGAUUCAACCAGCAUCAUAGAAGCUGCCAAAUAUGUCGACCGCGAGCUUCACUCCCUCGCAGAGCAAAUGCCUCCCAGCUGGCAAUUCCAAACAAUCGACAUCGCGAAAACAUCCGACCUUGUCAUGGAAACGCAAUACCACAUUUAUCCAGAUGUAUGGGUCGCAGCCAUAUGGAACAACAUCCGCACAUGUCGCCUACUUCUUCAUCUGGAAAUAAAAUCCCAACUGGAAUCAAUACUAGACACAUCCCCACAUACCUUCUCCCUCUCAGACGCCUUCCAGCAUCAGCAUUCAGCCAUCACCAUACAACAACUCAUCUCGAAUAUUUGCGCUUCAGUCCCUCAAUAUUGCGGCCAUUUACCGCUUCUCUCUGGAGAGUCCUCUUUAACACAGCCGGCCACACUGCUGCAAGAUACCUCCAACCACCACCCCCCGGGCGGUAUCCCCAUCACAGCAGGCAUCUAUCUCCUCUUCUGGCCACUGCUCAACGCCGGCCAAAUCACCUAUCGAUAUAUUGGCGACAUGACUGGAAUCCAGCAGGCUUUUGUUCUGGGGGAUAUAGUAAAGGCUGGCGUGGAUCCAUUCAAGUAG
Molecule: messenger RNA, 1350 nt
Organism: Aspergillus ibericus CBS 121593
Lineage: Eukaryota; Fungi; Ascomycota; Eurotiomycetes; Eurotiales; Aspergillaceae
Exons: 5
Coding region: 1-1350 (449 amino acids)
Source: RefSeq, a predicted model, not a curated record